Messenger RNA from Paramisgurnus dabryanus, 2360 nucleotides. It is a transcript of the gene sack1a, whose product is annotated as family with sequence similarity 83 member A. Gene Ontology annotation, biological process: epidermal growth factor receptor signaling pathway. Gene Ontology annotation, molecular function: protein kinase binding. NCBI's taxonomy places the organism in Eukaryota, Metazoa, Chordata, Actinopteri, Cypriniformes, Cobitidae. The record is from RefSeq and is a predicted model, not a curated record.
AAAUGCUGAAACAUCAAGAGCUCUCUGGAAAGGAAAAAGUCCACAUUGAAGCAAUUUAUGAUUCUGUAUGGUCUUUGAGACAAAUAGAUAGGUGGUUUAGUAAAUUUCUACUCAUCAACAAACGUGAAACAACUAAAGUAAAUGUUAAAUAUCAUGAGUGAUCUAUUUACAAGGCGAUUAGGUAAGCAGGUGUGUUAUCAGGGAGAGGAUCAGGCUUAAUGUUUUCCUCGAGUGAUGCAUGGGUACACACUGUGACUACAGUGAAUCUGAUGGCCUGCCAUUCACAUUAUUUGUUUUUAAUGGUAAAACACACGGGAACUUCAGUCUUAUUAACUUAGCAAACCUUACAUCCCCACCCAUUUAAGCCUGCGGGCCAAAGCUGUUUGUGAGCCAAUUACUGCCCUCCUUUAUACUUUGUCUGAGGAAAAACCACUAACUACUUUCCCCAGGGUUUUACACUGACAUUCCGAUUAAAAAUCACUGAUCAUAAAAACCUGACAAAUUGGUGCACAAAUUCCCAGUGUACCGUGAGAUGCCUGCAUAGUAGAUGUACGAUAGGAUUAUUUGUGAACAUAUGAUGCUUAAUGCAACAACUCUGAAGCACUUGUAAAGUGCAUGAGGUUUUACCCAUUUGUUUAUAGUGCUAAAGUAGCUAUAGUGAAUUUUAUAAGUUAAGUCAACAUGAACCUUGAAAGUAAUGGCUUAUCUGUGCAGUGUUUCCUAAAGUCUAAGGUGAUCGGGAAGAUGAAACGAAGGGUUCAGGAGAUGAGAAAACCAAACCAUCAGGUGUCUUCUGUAGACUUGAGUCACAACGAGAGCACACGUCUGGCCAUGGAUGCUCUCUUGGACAACGGCUUAACCGGAUACCAACAAAUGUUGAUCAAGGAGAACGAAGCCAACUUUCUUUCAGUGGAGGAAAAAGCCUAUAUCUUAAACAACGUCAUAAAGCCCAUCGCUGACAAUGAAGAGGCAGAUGGGGAUGAAGAGGUGUCCGGUUCUCCAUCUGCGUCCUCUCUGAUGUACAAUCCUGCGGCCACAGAGAGCGAUCCGCCCGCUCUUGCCUUUGGCUGGCCGGUGGCUGACUGGAGUUACCAUCUGCAAGGCAUUCCUAGCACAGAAGUGUUUUUCCAGUCCGCUAAAUCCGCUUCUUUGAAAGACCUGCUGCGGGAACUUAUCAGGAAAGCUACUACGGUUUUGGCAAUAGUCAUGGACACAUUUACUGAUGUGGAGAUUUUCUGUGACGUACUGGAAGCAACAAGAAAGCGCAGUGUGUCCGUCUAUCUGCUUCUGGACCACACCAAUUUACAGGUGUUUGAGGAGAUGUGUGAAAAUGUAAAAAUCUCCAAGUCACACCUUUCUCGAAUGUCAGUUCGUAGCAUUCAGGGUCAAACGUACUGUGCCAAAUCAGGGAGAAAGUUUACUGGCCAGGUUAAAGAGAAAUUCAUCAUUGUUGACUGCAAACAAGUGCUGGUCGGCUCAUACAGUUUCACCUGGCUCUCCUGGCAGGUUCACAAAAGCUUGGCUGUGCUUUUUAAAGGCAGUGCAGUAAAACCAUUUGACCUGGAGUUUCGCCGGCUUUAUGCCACUUCUAAACCGGUGCCAGAUUUUUCCCAGCACACAUCAGGUGCUGGUGAUCCCUACAGCCCAAAAACACAGAGCCCGAUCUGCCCAGCAGGCACUGCUGUAAACAUUGGACCUGCGACUUAUCAUCUCCAACAAAAACCCAGCAGCCCAAGUUUCCCUACACCUCCUGUGCUGGUAAGACAGACCAGCUAUCCAUGCACUUCAGCCGGACCACAAAGAUCUCAGUGGCUUACACGGAGGAACACGAUUCAUCAUCCCAUUGCUUCUCAGCUUUCACUGUUUAAAGAUUAUAACAUUAGGGGUCAACCCAUAAGCAGAGUCCCAACAUUCCACUGGUGCUAGAUUUAGAAACAACCCACAGGUUACCUAACAUUAAUAUACAGCAAAGAAUAAGGCUUCAUAAAAAUGAUAUAUCUGUUGUAUGCCACCAUAAACAUAUUACUGACUAAUCAUUAACCAACUGACUUUAGCGGUUUACUGUUGUGGUCCACUAUUAUAAAUAUGUAAGUCUUUGCUUUGUGUUUGGAUUUAAGAUGACAUUACAUUAUUCACAAAUAUAUGUAUACAGCAUUACAUUCUCUUAAUCUUUAUAAUCCGUGUAUAAACUUUUAUUUUUACAUAUAAUUGUCAGCCAUUAUUCUAAACAAUGUAUUGUACAUUAUUCUACUGUGUAAUUUGCCAAUUACAUUUUAAGACAAACAGCAAAUAAAAAUUGACAAUGCAUUACACUUUAUGAAAACAUGUCUAUGUCUGAACAGGUAACAGUAACCAAAGGG